Encephalitozoon romaleae SJ-2008 is the source of this 285-nucleotide messenger RNA. RefSeq names its product 60S ribosomal protein L36. Gene Ontology annotation, biological process: translation. Gene Ontology annotation, molecular function: structural constituent of ribosome. The coding region runs from base 1 to 285 and encodes 94 amino acids. The record is from RefSeq and is a predicted model, not a curated record. Gene Ontology annotation, cellular component: ribosome. The transcript has a single exon. NCBI's taxonomy places the organism in Eukaryota, Fungi, Microsporidia, Unikaryonidae.
AUGAAGAACGCUUAUAAGAAAGUCCGAGUACGUUAUCCAGUUAAGAGGCCGGACGUGAAGAGAAAGCCUAAGAAGCUGAGCGAGGAAUUCAGGAAGGCCCGUAUGCUUGCAGCUUCUGUUGCUGAGGAGAUAGGAGGGCUCUCUCCGCUUGAAAAGAAAGUUGUUUCGCUUAUCGAAGCCAAGAACAACAACAAGGCACAGAAGAUAUUGAAGGUGAGGCUAGGCUCUCACAAGCGUGCCGGGAUAAGGAUUGAGAAGUUGACGAAGAUGAUUCUGGAGGAAUAA